GUCAUAGUCCUCCCUGCUGAGCAACUGAUUUUCAAUGGUGCAUGGGACGACAAGAUCCACUUAAAACCGGAGCCCGAGUUGCUGAAGGCCGUUAUCGAGAAGCAUAGGCCGGAAGUUGGCCCAUACGUUGAGUUUUAUCGUUACGUUCAUCAGAAUCCAGAGAUAUCCAGCAAGGAAGCCAAAACCGCCGAGCUGGUAGCGUCACAUUUGGGGAAAUUAGGCUACAAAGUUUCCUCAGGGAUCGGUGGUCAUGGUGUUGUCGGGGUAAUGAAGAAUGGGCCAGGAAAGGUUGUUCUCAUGAGAGCCGAGCUCGACGCUCUCCCCAUUCUCGAACAGACCAACGUAUCCUACCGCAGCGAGCACCGAAUGAUCGAUCGAUACGGAAAUGAACGUCCUGUCAUGCAUGCAUGCGGCCACGACAUGAACAUGGCUGCUCUCCUGAUGGCAUCCUCGUUGCUUAAAAACGCCUUCCACUGGUGGAAAGGCACGUUAUUGGUGGUUUUCCAACCGGAUGAAGAAGAAACAGGAGGAGCGCAGGCCAUGGUUGACGAUGGUCUCUAUGAUAUUGUUCCAGUUCCGGAUCUUAUGCUCGGUCAACAUGUCGUGGCUGACAGCAAAGCCGGCACGAUAGCCAUACGUUCCGGACCAGUGCUUGUGGCGGCCGAUUCCCUCCAGGCAAGGGUCUUCGGCGGGCCGUGUGGUGGAGCUAACCCCCAGAGAUGCGUGGAUCCAAUUCCACUCUCAAUGCAAAUUGUGUUGGGGCUUCAAGAUGCCAUCACACAGGAGCUAGGGCAACACGAGGACGCAACGGUGGCAUGUUGGGGCUUCCACGCUGGCGAGCCUGGCAACGAUUACGUGGCCUACGCGGACAUCCUCCUCGAUAUAAAAACAGUCAAGCCGAAUAUACGCCUUCGUGUGCUAGAGAUUGUGAAACAACGCUUCCUUGACGAAUGCCGCUCAGCAGGGGCACCGCGUGACCCCGAAUUCAACCAUACAGUUCGCGCACCGCUCACAACUAACAGCGACUCCAUUGCCGGGCCCCUUGCCGAGGUUUUCGCGGGGUUUUUUGGCCAGAGUUUCGUAGAUAUGCCAUUUACAAGCGCUUGUGAGGACUUUCCAAUCCUCGGCGCUGCUCAUAACAUCCCCUACGCGUAUUGGAAUUUCGGGGGUACACACCCGGACGCAGAAGAACCGGUUCCUUCCAACCACUCACCCCUAUUUGCGCCAGAGGUCAAUCUGACCUUGAGAACGGGAUCAGACGCCAUGGCGUUGGCAGCGCUAACCUUUCUGGCUUAA
This is a messenger RNA of Podospora anserina S mat+, 1296 nucleotides long. RefSeq lists its product as uncharacterized. The record is from RefSeq and is a predicted model, not a curated record. The annotation marks the transcript as partial. NCBI's taxonomy places the organism in Eukaryota, Fungi, Ascomycota, Sordariomycetes, Sordariales, Podosporaceae. Gene Ontology annotation, molecular function: hydrolase activity. The transcript has a single exon.